AUGAGUCCAGAGGAGCCCAAAGAAGACGACCAACCCUGUGAUGCAGAAGGAGACUGGACGAACAAGACGACAUGGAGAAAUAAAGUAAGUAAAGUUUGAUGAAUGUGUCUUAUGUCAUUCAAUUGUUGUCUUGGUGUGCUGCUCUAUUGACCUACUAAAGAUUAAUAUUUAGUUAGUGGGCUAUUGUGUAGGUUUACAUUAGGCAACAUAAUUAACACUUGCAGUAAUUCAUUUGCUCAAUGACAAACAGGCAAAAGUCGCCCUGUGCCUUGUUAAAAUAUAACCAAACAGUCUUAUUCAUAUUGUUUGUCUCCUUUUAUUUACCAAUUGCAGCAUCAUGCCUAGAAAGGAGAGGAGAAGAAGGAAACAGAAAGGGAGCUACAGCAGACAGCCCAGGGGAGCAGCUCUCUACUCUCCUGGAUAAAAGCAUCCACCAGCAACAAGGAGGAAGAUGAAGAUGAAGAUAAAAGGUCAGAGUCAAGAGUCAUGUUCACUGUUUCAGGCAUUUUAAAGCUAAGAUGUUGUUCCUCUAAUUUUAUUGAAUCAUCUUAAAAGCUGUACACGUUAUUUAAACUACACAAAGUGGUUUGGCUGUGCUAAAUUAGGCAUUCAGCUAUUUUAGCUCAUUAUAUUAUUUUGUACUAACAAGCUAUUUCUAUGUUUAAAGACUUGCAGUCAUCUUGUAUUUACCUUAACAGGCUAUAUUCAACCUUAGAAAAAUAGACUAUUACUGAAACUGUUAUUAUUCUAUUCUAGACAGCUACAGCAGGGAAGCAGUCGCCCAACGACCAGCAAAGAAGCCCAGAUAGACGAAUCUCCAGAGUCAUCUACAGAUAAAGCAGAGUCCAUAGCAGCACCAAGUCCAUGCACAGAAUCAGAAGUGCUGUCUGAUGACCAAAAUGAGGGCAAACAAGAAAGGCAUGAUGUAUCCGCUGUAUGUCAAAGAAAUGAAAUGUUAAAAAUAAAUAUGUUAAAAUGA
This is a messenger RNA of Xyrichtys novacula (pearly razorfish), 979 nucleotides long. NCBI's taxonomy places the organism in Eukaryota, Metazoa, Chordata, Actinopteri, Labriformes, Labridae. The record is from the annotation of a GenBank genome assembly.